CUUUGAUUCUUUUCCUUACAGAUAAAGAUUACGGGCUGCUGCGUUUACUCUCUCUGUAACCCAGAACUUCUUCUUCUCUUCUGAGCAAGAAAGAGAGAGAGAGAGAGAGAGGGAAUGGGGGAGGAAGAAGGGGAGGAGUACCUUUUCAAGGUGGUAGUAAUCGGCGACUCGGCGGUGGGCAAAUCCAACUUGCUAUCGCGGUUCGCCAGGGACGAGUUCGACCACAACUCCAAAGCCACCAUUGGAGUGGAGUUCCAGACGCAGGUGGUGGAGGUCGACGGCAAGGAGGUGAAGGCGCAGGUCUGGGACACCGCCGGCCAAGAACGCUUCCGCGCCGUCACCUCCGCGUACUACAGAGGCGCCGUCGGCGCCCUCAUUGUCUACGACAUCACCCGGAAGACAACCUUUGAGAACAUCAAACGCUGGCUCGAAGAGCUCAACACUCAUUGUGAUACUACGGUGGCAAGGAUGCUGGUUGGAAACAAGUGCGAUUUGGAGAGCAUUCGGGAUGUGAGCGUGGAAGAGGGCAAGCUCCUUGCAGAAGAGGAAGGGUUGUUCUUCAUAGAGACGUCCGCCCUCGACUCCACCAACGUCAACACCGCCUUUGAGAUUGUCAUUCGCGACAUCUACAAGAACGUUAGCAGGAAGCUGCUCAACUCCGACUCCUACAAGGCCGAGCUGUCUGUAAACCGGGUUAGCCUCGCGAAUGGAGCUGACAUGUCGAAGCAAAACAAGAGCAGCUACGCGUGCUGCUCCUCCUCCUCCUAGUAAUUUUGUUUUGUUUUCCCACGUUGUUUUAGCUGUAUGUUAGACUUUUGGAUGUAUGUUUAUUCUUUUUGAUGAAUUAGGGCAAUGAGGGUCUCUGAGGUUGCCUUAUGGAAUGGCAUAUUUAUUGUAUGUUUCUUGGUCAGGCCAGUGAAGUUUCAAAGAUGCAGCAGAACAAGUUAACAUGCACUCUGCAGUGUUCUUGUUUAUUUGGAGUUGGUAUGUGAAUUUCUUGGUGAUA
Messenger RNA from Ipomoea nil (Japanese morning glory), 1006 nucleotides. Its product is annotated as ras-related protein RABA5b-like. Gene Ontology annotation, molecular function: GTP binding; GTPase activity. The transcript is spliced from 2 exons. The record is from RefSeq and is a predicted model, not a curated record. Lineage: Eukaryota; Viridiplantae; Streptophyta; Magnoliopsida; Solanales; Convolvulaceae. Gene Ontology annotation, cellular component: endosome. Bases 115 to 768 code for a protein of 217 amino acids.